Erpetoichthys calabaricus (reedfish) is the source of this 2580-nucleotide messenger RNA. It is a transcript of the gene ccdc13, whose product is annotated as coiled-coil domain containing 13. The transcript has 16 exons. NCBI's taxonomy places the organism in Eukaryota, Metazoa, Chordata, Cladistia, Polypteriformes, Polypteridae. The coding region runs from base 163 to 2253 and encodes 696 amino acids. Gene Ontology annotation, biological process: cytoplasmic microtubule organization; non-motile cilium assembly. Gene Ontology annotation, cellular component: centriolar satellite. The record is from RefSeq and is a predicted model, not a curated record.
GGGUGACGUCACAGCCCGCCGCGGCGCACGCGCCUGGCGCAGCGUCCGUGUUACUGUCGCCAUAGAGACGCCGGGCGGGAGCCUCGCAUGAAGAGCCGUGCCGAGUGGAGUCUCGCGCUUGCCGGUCCAGUUUGAGGUCCAGCUUGUCCCCAAGUGUCCACCAUGAUUUCCAGUGACGCGGCGGUCAACGAGAACCUCAGGCUGCAGUUCCAGGCCCUGCAGGAGCAGCAGCAGCGGCGGCUACAGAAACAGAUGGAGCGGAAACAGGAGAGAGUGCCGCGGAGCGAGAAGACCCCGGCCGGCCCGACGGCGGACACGUUCCGAGUGGGAGACGACCUCCACCUCCUGGAUGUCAUUCAGGACUCGCCGGACUCCGUCAGUGCCAGGCUACUCGAGGAUGAAGUCGACCAGCUGCAGAGUCAAAUCAGGGAGCUGCUCGAUGAGAAGAGCAGGCUUCAUAAACUCCUCACUGAGAAGGACUUUGAGAUCAAACAUCUGAUGAAGAAGAGAGAGGAGGACAAGCUGGCACUGGCCGGUACCUCUGGGAUGGCAGGAGACAUCGCGGCAACAAAAAUCGUGGAGCUGUCCAAGAAGAACCGGGAGCUGACGGCCGAAACGGAGCGGGAGAAGAGCAAAGUGAAGCAACUUGUGAAGAGAAUCAGGGAGCUGGAGCGGGAGCCCGUGUGUUCCAGUGGCCAUGAUGGGGCAGACAGUAGAGGUCACCCGUCAGGCUCGGCGAGUGCAGAGAAGCCUUCGCCGGAAAAUCCUGAGGUCAGAGCUGUGCAAGAGAAACUCGCGGCUGCCAACUUGAAAAUGUCCGAAUACAGGAAUCAGCUGCAGACUGUGCGGCAGGAGCUCAAGGUCGCCCACAAGGUUCUGGCAAAUGAAGUGGGUGAAGAAGUCAGCAUCCAGCAGCUGGUGGGCUCCUCGGGGAGCUGGCGUGGACGAGCCCAGCAGAUCCUGGUCCUUCAAACCAAGGUUCGGGAUCUCGAACAGCAGCUUGGCCAAAGUUCACAGAGGAAACGGACGUCGCUCAGCGUAGAGGAGGAGAUGCUGGGAUUGGCUGUGCUGCAGAAAGCCCCGUUACAGGAGAGGAACCAGAGUCGCAUUCGCUUGAUGGAAAAAGAGAGGAAAGAAGCCGUGGAGAGGCUCGCCGCUGACUUUGAAGCUUUGCAGAAGGAAUUCGAGGAACAGAAGAAGAAGUUGGACGCCUCAAAAGCGAGAAACCAAGUGCUGGGCAGCGAAGUGAAGUCCCUGAAGAGUCAGAUCUGCACCCUGCUGGAGAAGGGCAGGCACGACGACGAGCUGGUGGAUGCCCUCCUGAAACAACAGAAGCAAACGCAGGAGCUCGUGAGUCGCCUAAGCCAGCAGGAGCAGAGCAGCAAGAUGGCACAGCACAGCCAGCAGGUUGGCAGCAGCGAGACCCUCAAGCACAACUCCUUGAUUGAGCAGCUGAAGCAGAUCGUGACGGAGAGAGAAGGCAAAGUGCGAGAGCUGGAGGAGGAGAUCAGGCAGCUGACGUCCAAGAGACACUCAAGGGAGGAAUCCAAAGCCAAGAUGCCAGCGGCGUGCGACUCUGAUGGGAGAGCAGACGUCGACAGCAUGGCAAGGAUCGGCUCGGCCCGCACCGUCUCUUCAUUGGGCCACACGUUAGUGGAGUCGAUGGCCACUCGGCCCCUGUCUGCGAAUGCCACCGAUACGAGCAUCAAAGUGGCAGAACUGAAGUCACUGCAGGCCCAGUGCACCGAGUACAAAGCCGUGGCUCAGGCCGCCGAAGUCGAGCGAGAGAAGCUGCUGGAGCUGGUGACCGUCCUACAGCGCAGAUUGGAUGAAAUGAAAGGACAAAGUCUGGAGGCCGAGCAGAAGCUUCAGGAGGAGCGCAAGAAAGCGGUGGUCCUUGAAAAGCAGCUUGAAAAAAACAAGCUGGAGCAGAACAGCCAGCGGUCAGCGAGUGGCAGAAGCAAAGUGACAGCAGGUGCCACGAUAGGCAGCUCUAAAAUGAACAAGACGGAGAGUCUGGAUGUGGCACCUGGUGGCUUGGCACCCGGACCCCUGGAAGCUCAGAUCGAGGAGUUGAAUACCAGGCUCACCAGCCAAAUGGAGCAGAAUGCCACCCUGAAGAUGGCACUGAGGAGUUCUCAGAAGUCCAAAGAAGACGACCUCAAGCUGUACAACGAGAUGAUGCGCCAGGUGAAGCAGGUCUUCCUACAGGCGCUGUGGCAGCACAGGCAGGACAAAAAGCUGAGCACUUAAGGCAGCGCCACAGCUGAAGAGUGGGCAUACUAGAGGACUUUGGUGGGCUGCCCAUGCAGCUGGCAUCACUCUGGACAGGUCACCAAAGUCAUUAUUCAAAUAAUGUGGAGAGAUGCCACUCAGGCAGGGGGGUCUCGCUUGUCCAGUCAGACCAGCCUGGCAGAGGUGGUCCGAGAGCAAUCAUGUCAGGUUUAUCAGGAGUAACACGAGAGCUGCGGCGUAAUCGAUGACACUCUGUGCCGUUGUCAGGGCCACAUGUCACACAUCGAUGUGACCUUAGUGCUUCUGCGGUGCCAGAUGGAAAAUAAAGAAAUGUCUGACAAAGUC